This is a messenger RNA of Fraxinus pennsylvanica, 492 nucleotides long. The record is from the annotation of a GenBank genome assembly. Lineage: Eukaryota; Viridiplantae; Streptophyta; Magnoliopsida; Lamiales; Oleaceae.
AUGGCCACAGCUCAGGUUGUGUCAGUUCCAACACCAGUAGCAGAGACUGUUAAAACUGAGGAAGUGAAGACCGUUGUAGAGGCACCAAAAGAAGAAGCGGCAGCAACACCCGCCCCCAAGGUGGCGGCCGAGGAACAAGUGAAAGAAACCGAAGAAGAGGUGGCUGUACCACCAGCUCCUGAGGUGGUGACAGAGGAACAAAAGCAAGAAACCAAAGAAGAGGUGGCAGCACCACCAGCAGAGGAACCUGUUACUCCUGUAGCCGAGACUAAGGAGGUUGCAGUAGAAGAGACCGUGGCAGAAGAUGAGACCAAAGAAGUUACACCCAAAGAGACCGUGGAAGAAAAAGUAGAGGCUGAAGCUCCUAAGGAGGCUGCUAUUGAGGAGACUAAAGAAGAAGCCCCUGAAUGCAAAGAUGCACCAGUGAAGGAAGCAGUUGCGGAGGAGGAGAAACCAGCAGAAGCAGUGGCGCCGGCAGCGAAAGAGGAGUGA